Molecule: messenger RNA, 2990 nt
Organism: Juglans regia (Persian walnut)
Lineage: Eukaryota; Viridiplantae; Streptophyta; Magnoliopsida; Fagales; Juglandaceae
Product: potassium channel KAT1-like
Exons: 11
Coding region: 511-2967 (818 amino acids)
Biological process (GO): transmembrane transport; potassium ion transport
Cellular component (GO): membrane
Molecular function (GO): voltage-gated potassium channel activity; protein binding
Source: RefSeq, a predicted model, not a curated record
AUAUAUGGCCGUGAAUCUAUUUUCACACGUAUGGUUGUGAUUGCGUUGCAUCAAAGAACCACCCCCAAGCUGGCUUGGCAGGCACUUUACAAAGAAGAAGAUCAUGAGAGUUAUAAUAUAUAUGUUGAGAGGGUUUUGCCUCAAAGUGUCACUUCCUCAAAAGAAACCUCCUAUUGGUCCACACCACAUGGCAUCCAUAUAAGUAGAGCCUGGCCUCCUCGGUUUUACCAUGGUUGUCUGGUCCAUAUUUGGUUUUUGAAAUGAUAACACCAUAUAUUUUCACUCAAAUCUAUCCCUGCAGUACUACUUCACAGCCUUGUCUAUAUAUCUAUCAUUCACAACUCCACAUGUACAGAUCAUGAUGGAGUUCCCACCACCACCACCAAUAACACUACCCACAAGCACCAUUUCCAUUUUCUUUUGCUCUCUCUCUCUCUCUUCGGGAACGAUCCUCUGCAACUGCAUUACAGAAAGUCUCUCAUUGUAGCCUUGGAGGAAUUUCAAAAACACAUGUCGCUUUCCUGCUCAAAAAGCUUCUUCAACAGGUUCUGUUUGGAGGAGUUUCAUAUGGAGAGUGCUGUUCGUAGCAGCUUCUUCUCCAGUGAUCUCUUGCCAUCCCUUGGAGCUAGAAUCAACCAGGCAACUACACUUCGAAGAUGCAUAGUUUCGCCUUUCAGUCCCCGUUAUAGGGCUUGGCAGAUGUUACUUGUUGUUUUAGUCAUUUACUCGGCCUGGAUUUGCCCAUUCCAGUUUGCAUUUCUGCCUUACAAGCAAGACGCACUCUUCAUCUUUGACAACAUUGUCAAUGGCUUCUUUGCCAUUGACAUCAUUCUCACCUUCUUUGUUGCAUAUCUCGACAACCAAUCUUAUCUUCUUGUCGAUGACCCGAAGAAAAUUGCAGUCAGGUACAUAUCUACCUGGUUUAUCUUCGAUAUCUGUUCCACGGCACCAUUUCAGUCUAUCAAGCUCCUGUUUACAAACAAAAGCGGCGAACUUGGGUUUACACUACUCAACAUGCUCAGACUAUGGCGUCUAAGACGAGUCAGCUCCCUGUUUGCAAGGUCCAUCCCCAUCCCUAUAUCCAUCCUAUCUUAUCCUAUCUUAUACCUUUGGUUUUCUUCAAAUUCUCCAAUUAUACUAAGCAGUAAGUUUCGUUUCCUUAGACUUGAGAAGGACAUCCGCUUCAAUUAUUUCUGGACUCGGUGCAUAAAGCUCAUAUCUGUGACCCUGUUCGCUGUACACUUUGCUGGAUGCGUAAAUUAUCUGAUUGCAGACAGAUACCCUGAUCCAAAAAGAACCUGGAUUGGUGCAGUAAACCCAAAUUUCAAAGAAGAUGGUAUUUGGGACCGAUAUGUAACUGCUAUUUACUGGUCUAUCACGACAUUGACAACUACGGGAUACGGGGAUUUGCAUGCUGAAAACACCAGAGAGAUGAUGUUCGAUAUCUUUUACAUGCUGUUCAACUUGGGAUUGACAUCUUACCUCAUUGGCAACAUGACUAACCUUGUUGUUCACUGGACAAGCCGCACUAGAAACUUCAGAGAUUCAGUCAGAGCUGCCUCAGAAUUUGCAGCACGAAAUCACUUGCCUCCAAGCAUACAGGAUCAGAUGCUUUCACACAUAUGUCUCAAGUUCAAAACAGAAGGAUUGAAUCAACAAGGGACCUUAAAUGGUCUACCAAAGGCUAUUCGUUCAAGCAUCGCAUACCAUCUCUUCUUCCCCAUCGUUGAAAAAGUCUCUCUCUUUCAAGGGGUUUCUCGUGACUUUCUUUUCCAACUGGUUUCAGAAAUGGAGGCGGAGUAUUUUCCGCCCAAGGAAGAUGUGAUUCUGCAGAAUGAGGCUCCAACAGAUCUUUAUAUACUUGUCUCAGGCGUGGUGAAAUUCCUUUGCCAUACUGAUGGGCGUGAUAAAGAUCUUGGAGAGGCAGUUGCAGGAGAUUCGUUUGGAGAGUUUGGAGUCUUAUGUUAUCGGCCGCAGCCUUUCUCAGUUCGGACAACUGAGAUUUCUCAAAUCCUACGACUCAACAGAACUUCACUGAUGAAUGCUAUACAAGCAAAUGCAGAGGAUGGACGCAUUAUUAUGAACAACCUUUUCCAGAAACUGAAGGGGCAGGAAAGCUUAGGCUUUGAAUACGCACACCAGGACCCAGGACUGUUCCUCAGAGAAUGGUUUAAUGAAGAAAGCUUGUCACCUUCAGGAUGUCAAGAUAAUUCAUGCGAAGAUCUACCGAUGAAGGAAGCAAGGGACGUGAGUUUCUCAGGAUUGGAGACUGCAGAGCAGAGCGAAACAGGGAAAUGCCCAAUGUUUGCGAGAUAUGCGACGGACGUAAAUUUGAUAGCCGAGGAUGAUCAGACAGCUCUUCAUGCCGCGGUUCGCAGGGGGCAUCUUGAGAUGGUUAAGAUUCUAUUGGAAGGAGGUGCUAAUGUAAACAAACAAGAUGCCAGAGGAUGGACACCAAAAGCUCUAGCGGAACAGCAAGAAAACAAGAGCAUAUAUGAGCUUUUACUGAGUUAUGAACAUAGAAGGAAACCAGAUGAACACAGAAUAGAUUUAAUUGGGUUGGAAUCAGCUGACAACGGCUUGUAUAGCCAAAACAGACACAGAAGACAACGAGGCCCUCAAUCUGUUAACAACAACUUGAAAAUUGACUCGGCUAGUUCCUGCCCAAGCAGAUUUAGUUGUCCCACUAACACACAAAUGAUUAAAUGGAUGAAAAAGAGAGUCACCAUCCACAUGAAGCUUCAACCCAAUGGUACAUCUCAGAGGCAGCCUGGGAAGUUAAUAAUCUUACCCGAUUCGAUUGAGAAGCUGCUCAAAAUAGCCGGUGAGAAGUUUGGAGGCCACACACCAACAAAAGUCAUUAAUGCAGAGAAUGCAGAAAUAGAUGAUAUAAAUGUAAUUCGAGAUGGUGACCAUCUGUAUUUCCUUCAUAACGAGUGUGAAAAGAUGGAUUGCGAAGUGACCUAAUGGUUACUUAAGGCAAUAAUGUA